This is a messenger RNA of Camellia sinensis, 1954 nucleotides long. RefSeq names its product alanine-2-oxoglutarate aminotransferase 2 (gene AOAT2). NCBI's taxonomy places the organism in Eukaryota, Viridiplantae, Streptophyta, Magnoliopsida, Ericales, Theaceae. The record is from RefSeq and is a predicted model, not a curated record. Gene Ontology annotation, molecular function: L-alanine:glyoxylate transaminase activity; pyridoxal phosphate binding; L-alanine:2-oxoglutarate transaminase activity. Gene Ontology annotation, biological process: biosynthetic process; photorespiration.
UCAAUUCAUGUGAUGCCACAUUGCCACAUAAAUAUAGAUUAUUCUCACUCUGUCUAUCACAACAAGACUCUUCAAUCUUUACCCGAGACUUGCACACCCAAACACCUGGCACAAACUCGAUUCGAGUUCUCACAAGCGAAGUCCAAAAGUACCCUAUUAGACGCUUGAUUGGUUAUGAACUGAGUUCAUUGGUUGCUGUUUGUCCUCCUGCCUAUAAUCUGGGUAAUUUGGGUGGUGUUAAUUGGACGAUAUCUAUUCCAUCAUGUUACCUAAGGCAUUGGACUAUGAGUCAUUGAAUGAAAAUGUGAAGAAGGUUCAAUAUGCUGUUCGAGGUGAGCUGUAUCUUCGAGCUUCUGAGCUUCAGAAGGAGGGAAAGAAGAUUAUUUUCACAAAUGUUGGUAACCCUCAUGCCCUAGGACAGAAGCCACUGACUUUCCCUCGUCAGGUGGUUGCUCUAUGCCAAGCUCCGUUUCUACUGGAUGAUCCUAAUGUUGGACUUGUAUUCCCUGCGGAUGCAAUUGCAAGAGCUAAACAUUAUCUUUCAUUGACUUCGGGGGGUCUAGGUGCUUACAGUGACUCAAGAGGCCUUCCUGGAGUAAGGAAGGAAGUAGCAGAGUUCAUUGAAAGGCGCGAUGGGUAUCGAAGUGAUCCAGAACUAAUAUUUCUCACCGAUGGUGCUAGCAAAGGAGUAAUGCAGAUCUUAAACACUAUUAUCCGUGGUGAACAAGACGGGAUAUUGGUGCCAGUUCCACAAUAUCCACUUUACUCAGCUGCAAUAUCUUUAUUUGGUGGUUCUCUUGUUCCGUAUUACCUGGAAGAGACAGCAAAUUGGGGUCUUGAUAUUAAUAACCUUCGAGAGUCAGUUGUACAAGCUCGCUUUAAAGGAAUAACUGUAAGAGCAAUGGUAAUUAUAAAUCCCGGAAAUCCUACUGGACAGUGUCUUAGUGAAGCUAAUUUGAAAGAAAUUUUACGGUUCUGUUACCAAGAAAACUUAGUCUUGCUCGGGGAUGAAGUAUAUCAGCAGAACAUUUACCAGGAUGAGCGCCCCUUCAUAAGCGCAAGAAAGGUUCUGUUGGACAUGGGCCCACCCAUAAGCAAGGUGGUCCAGCUUGUUUCUUUUCAUACUGUGUCCAAAGGAUAUUGGGGUGAAUGUGGACAGCGCGGUGGAUACUUUGAGAUGACUAACAUUCCUCCACAGACAGUAGAUGAAAUCUAUAAGGUGGCAUCAAUAUCACUCAGUCCAAAUGUCCCUGGGCAGAUAUUUUUAGGGCUAAUGGUCAACCCACCUAAACCAGGAGAUAUCUCUUACGAUCGGUUUGUUAGAGAGAGCAAAGGUAUCCUCGAGUCUCUGAGGAAGAGAGCACGAAUAAUGACCGAUGGAUUCAACAGCUGCAGAAACGUGGUUUGUAAUUUCACAGAAGGCGCCAUGUAUUCUUUCCCACAAAUACGCUUGCCACCAAAAGCGAUAGAGGCUGCCAAAAAGGCUGGAAAAGUUCCUGAUGUCUUCUAUUGUCUCAAGCUCUUGGAAGCCACGGGCAUCUCCACUGUCCCAGGUUCAGGAUUUGGGCAAAAAGAAGGGGUCUUCCACUUGAGAACAACCAUCUUACCGGCUGAGGAAGACAUGCCUGCGAUCAUGGCCAGUUUCAAGAAGUUCAACGACGAGUUCAUGGACCAAUAUGAAGACUACAGAGGCUAUUCGAGGAUGUAAGUGAUGUCUCUGAACUGUCUAAUUCGUACAAUUCUCUUCUGUUGGUGGGAAGCUAUUUGAUGUACACCUCUCAAACACUCAUCCUUUUUCUCUCCCAAUUUCUUUCUGUUGAAAAUUUGGUUCUUGUAUCCAACUGAUCACUUUAAUAGGUAUUACAGAGAUGACUUUUUACUUUUAACGAUGGAUGUGAAUGGAAUGCUAGAUGAAAAAAGUGAUUUAAGCAUGUACAAAGUUUAAAGAGGGAUU